CUUCUUCUCGCCCACGAGUCUAACACCGUCCCGCUCGUUGUUCUAAGCCUCUUUCUUCUCUCCUUUGACGACCAGAAUGAGUGCUAGCCCUAUUGUGUACCGGCAAUAUACGGGCGAGUCCGAUUUGCCUCACAUCAUGUCUCUCGUCCAGCAUGAACUGAGCGAGCCGUAUGUCAUAUACACCUAUCGGUACUUUUUGCGACAGUGGCCCCAACUAUCCUUCCUAGCAUAUCCCGACGAGAACUCCGACCCAGUAGGUGUCAUUGUGUGCAAGCAGAGUAUGCACAGGGAAGCAAGGAACAGAGGGUACAUUGCCAUGCUGAGUGUGCAUCGAGACUGGCGAAAACGAGGUAUCGCCAGUACACUUGUUCGCCGCUCGCUCGCUAUCAUGAAACUCCAAGGGGUCGAAGAGGUUGUUCUCGAGACAGAGUACGACAACUCCGCCGCGCUCUCUUGUAUGAAUCCCUCGGGUUCAUACGUGAGAAGCGACUCUUCCGCUUCUACCUCAAUGGCAAGAUGCGUUCAGAUUGGUCUUGUCGUCCCGCCGGGUUCUGAAGACGAGCAGAUAGCAUCGACACCCCUUCCCCAGUACCACCGAGACCUCUCUUCCUAGCUCCACCACAAUGAUCCCAUCCCUGCUUGCCUUAUGACGCCGACGAGGCUUCUGCGCGGUAGACACCACUGCAGUACUGCAUAAGUUACGUUUCCUUAAUGCUGUUUCGUCUACUCCCUUAUACUCCUCUUGGACUGCGACUGCUGUUACGGUAUCUUAAUAUAGCAUUCACCUGUCAACGUGCUACACUUCUCGAUCCCCACUCUGCCUUGUAGCUGUGCUGUAAAACGGUGUACAUUAGACAUGAGCCCAACGAAGGAUAGCAGUUCCUUGCAGUCUGGUAUGACGUGGAUGCAUCGAAUUGUCUGUCGGAUUUCACGAAACUUCGACGUGUGCGUCAGUGUCUCAGUCAAGCCCAUAAAGUCCGAUCUCUUGUCGCACAGCAGUUCAGCGGAUACGUGUCAACCAGACGUGGCACCACAGCAAUAUUCAGCGGAGAGCACAGCUUCAAGCGUUGUGGUCAGAGAAGAACAGAUGGCGGCGUGGUCGGGAGUAG
Fomitopsis serialis is the source of this 1109-nucleotide messenger RNA. RefSeq names its product acyl-CoA N-acyltransferase. The transcript is spliced from 5 exons. Gene Ontology annotation, cellular component: NatC complex. Bases 77 to 613 code for a protein of 178 amino acids. Gene Ontology annotation, biological process: N-terminal peptidyl-methionine acetylation. The record is from RefSeq and is a predicted model, not a curated record. Gene Ontology annotation, molecular function: protein-N-terminal amino-acid acetyltransferase activity. Lineage: Eukaryota; Fungi; Basidiomycota; Agaricomycetes; Polyporales; Fomitopsidaceae.